CAAGGUGUGACCUGGCUUCACUAUUCUCAGAAUUCAUACAGGAUACUUGGAUACUUAGAUAGGAGUGUUGGUUUUCGUUCGUGGAUGUUAUUUAUACAAAAUGAAAGGUGUCCAUUUCCUAUUCUUGUCGGUACUUCUGGUUACUGUAACAAAACUGACAUGCACAGGAGGACAAAUGGAUGACGAUGGCAAUUAUGUUGAAGACGAAGAAUUCAUACCUGUGUGGAAGAAUACGUCUCUUCCAUUUCCACAGGAAAAACGGAUCUUUACCCCCAGGAGGGACCCAGCAAAACAUUUGAACACAAAGUCCUUCAACCAGGAGAACGUGGAGCUGAUGCUUGAGGAUGACCUGCUUCUGCAGCUGGAGGGGGAUGAUGUUUUGUCUCGCCACAGGCGUGAGGUCGAGGGGACGGGAGAUGGAGAUGAAGUGACUGCAACACUUACACUUGAUGUGGACCCUGGCAUAUCCAGUUUUUCGGCAAGUGUCCAGAGUGGGGACAGCAGCGAGGAAGCCGUGAGACGACAGCUGGAACAAGAGUUUGCGGAUGAUGGCGUCACUAUUGAGAGCAUGGCAAUAACCAAAACAGCUAAUGGAAAUACGUUCAAGUACACGAUCACUUGUGGGUUCACGGGAGACGGUGACCCAAUCGGUGUCGCCUAUGCUUUAUCUAUACUGCAUCGUCGUGUGCAGUUUGGAAGUUUCAGCAUCACCACAGUCCCCACCAUCUUCACCGACAACAAAGGGGAAGUUUCCGUCAUCUGUUUUCUGUGUCCUGAGGACCGUCCCUGUUCAAAUGGAGAAUGCCGUACCUCAACGGUGUCAUCGAGCUCCAGUCCCUUCCCAUAUGGCUUCUCGGAGGCUGACAGCAGACUGGGGCGAAGUAGAUGGGAUAUAUCCAGUGGCAGAAUAUACAUUGAGGACGGCUUUCCCUUCUACGACAACUUUGAAAAUGUGAUUUAUGUUGGUGACAAUGGAGGCGUGACCUUCGGGAGCCAGUACAAUUCGUAUUUUUUUCGAUCAAUACGAUAUGCGAUGAAAUACAUAUGUGUGUACUGUGCGGACUUCGACAUCAUAUCCCGUGGCAACGUCUUCUAUCACGUCUAUGCGUACGGGGAUUUCAGUGCUGAGCAUGCGCUAGCGAGAGCCACAGCGGAAGUGAGGGCGCGAACACGACAGCGAACAUUCCAAGCAUCAUGGGUCAUGGUGAUCACGUGGGACGACGUUCCGUUUUUUUCGUGGUAUCAUAGUUGGGCGUCUGACAGGGGCAGUACCUUUCAAUUGGUCCUCAUCACAGAUGGACAAGUGUCAUAUGUGAUGUUCUUCUAUGUGACUAUUCAAGAUUCAUAUUAUACACGUUAUCAUAGAGAGCAAGCAGUACACGGGUUUAAAGGACAAUUCGCAGGCCAAUUUACAGAACUGGAGUAUUCAAGGAGAGACAUUGAGUAUUUUGAAGCAGACUUCUUCUCUUGGUAUGAAAAACCAAGAAUGGACCAAGUUAGGGGCAACUCACUAAGUCAGAAGGGCGUUUGGAUGUUCAAAGUCGGAGACAUUAUUAAUUUGAGCCCUGAACGGAAAUGCUACCAAUGGUUCCUGCAAAACUUUGCCUUGAGAAAACAGUUCAGGACCCGGGCCAGAAGUCUUCGUAACGACCGAUGUCCCUGUCUCAGACGCUGGUUGCCAUGGACUGCGAUUUUCCUUCCUCUUUCCCCGUACUGGUGGUACAACCCUUACUGUGUUGAGAUGAGAGCAACCUUCGGACUGGACACAUAUGAAUGCUGCUACGACAGAUGGGGACGGUUUAUCAACAGGUUACCCGAUGCUGGAACCUACGUCCGAUUUAGAGAAUCUCUAGGCCGUACGAGGCACUAUUUCCAAGACAGUGGACCCAAGCAGUGGUGCUGUAGGGAGUCUCGUCUAUGUCGUCUAUACAAAUAUCUCAGACCUAGGUCAAGCUGUUCAUGGGAAGUACCCAGGGCUAUCCGAUUUUGGAAUUCGGGCGACCCCCACUUCAUGACACUGGACGGCAAGGUAUACACCUUUAACGGAUUGGGGGAGUACACGUUGAUGGAACUAGAAAACAAGACCUUCACCUUCAAGCUACACUGCCGAACUGCCCAAGCAAAGUCGGAAACAGGGGAGAAGGUCAAGGCCACCGUGUUCUCCGCCUUCGCAUUUGAGCAGAAGAGUGAAACUCUGGGCACAGGACGGGUUCAUGUCGGACUGAACACAAAUAGGACAAAAAUGGUCAUCUACAUAGAUGACGUUGACAAGACCCUGGAGUUCCAGGAACCAGACUUUCAGACACAAUCACCUUUCCUCAGUGUAUUAAAAGAAAACGACACAAACAUUCAAAUUGCUUUCCCACAAAUUGAUGUUGUGGUGACCGUGAGCCUCAUCUCAGGAACACUGUCCCAGUCGGCCGUUUUACCGGAAACAUACAGAGGUCUAACUAAAGGUCUUCUUGGAAAUUAUAACGGAGACGACACUGAUGACUUCGUAUCAUCCACAGGCUCCCCCUACCUUGCUACCUCCACAGAUGAAGUUCUCUACCAAUUCGGCCAAUCAUGGGCUUUGACCAAUAUGACUGAAUCUGUUCUCCAUUACGCUCCGGGUGAGGAUAUCUCUACAUUUACAAACAGCAGCUACACACCACUGUUUGAGGAGGAUAUAGCGGCUAACACACGCGCUGAAGCUGAGGGUGUGUGUGGCGGGAAGGACGAGACACAGUGUAUAUAUGACUACGCCGUGACUGGGAACAAGGACCUGGCAAUAGCAACUACUACCCAGAUAGAGGAAGCACGAAACACCACUAAAUAUCUAUCGAACCGCAGUCCGGCACUGUCCGGCACCACUCAGAUCCUCAUAGAAGCUGGACAGGAAGUCAGGCUGACGUACGAGGCGAACGAUGCUGACAACGACAUCGUCAAAUACUACACCGUUGGUGACACGCCGUCAGACUUCACACUCAACGAGACCUCGGGUGAAGCCAGAGUGAAACUCAACUCCAGCGAUCGCACCAAGAUCACAAUUGUCGCUACAGAUGUUAAUGGAGCCGAUUCUCCUGUUAUUGAAGUGGAAAUAAGAUACUGUCGAGGGUGUGGCCCUAAUGGGACGUGUGACUACUCCACACCGGAAGUCUUCCCCACAUCUGAGAAUGACGCGCUCUUCCAAACCGUUAUCUGCACAUGCGACACAGGCUACACAGGUGCAAACUGUUCCGAAGACAAGAAUGGAUGUGAAGACAAUGUUUGCAACAACCGUACGUGCCAGGACGUCGACCCAGAAGAGGAAGCGAAUAGCGGUUACGCCUUCAAGUGCUCGCCGUGUUCACUUGGAUAUGAAUCCGACACUGUGACACAGGCAGAGUGUAAAAAUAUUGACGAAUGUGUACAAGGCCAGAACUGCACUGCCAACUCACGAUGUGAGGACACUCCCGGGUCUUAUAUUUGCAUAUGUGAAAUUGGCUAUAGGAAGAACAGUGAGGAACAAUGUGACGAUAUUGAUGAAUGUUUUGAGGAGUCCCAUGACUGCCAGCAUAAAUGCAACAACACAGACGGCGGUUUCAUCUGCGACUGUUUCCCCGGUUACACCCUCGACGCUGACAACAAAACAUGUAACGGAACCCCAAAAGAGUGUAACAGCCUGAACUGCAGCCAGGUGUGUGACACCACAGCCAGAACGUGCGCAUGUAAAUCAGGCUAUAAACUUGGCGAUGACAAUGCAACAUGUAUAGAUAUCGACGAAUGUCAGAACAACCUAUGCUCCCAGAUCUGCACCAACACCAACGGCAGCUACUCGUGCUCCUGCAACGCAGGCUUUAAACUCGGAUCAGACAAGCAGUCAUGUCUCAAAUGUGGUUUUCCGAGAUGGGGCGUCGAAUGCAAUUUCACGUGCGAAUGUCAAGGUCAAGGCUUUAUGUGUGACCCUGCCCUUGGCUGUCUAUGCCAGGCUGGGGAGACAGGGGUCAACUGCGACGGGAACGUCAACGAAUGCGAGAUGAACCUCACCAUCUGUGGGUCCAAACAGAUAUGUAACGACACGGAAGAUGCCUACAUAUGUUCCUGUCCGCCAGGCUACACCGAGGAUGGGUUUGACUGUAUAGACAUCAACGAGUGUGAGGAUGACGAUACUACAGCCUGCCCCGCCAACUCCGUCUGCAACAACGUCAAUGGCUCCUACACCUGUGACUGUGAUGUUGGCUUCAAGAAAGAUGGUGAUAUUUGCUCUGACAUUGACGAGUGUGACAACGGCCAGGCUAACUGUGAACACUCGUGUGUCAACAAGAACGGCAGCUAUAACUGUUACUGCGCCAUUGGACACACCCUCAACGACGACAGGAGGACGUGCACUAAAGAUCUUGAUGAGACAGACCCCUGUGAAGGCCUGACGCUGAACUGCACUCACUACUGCACCGUGGUGGACGGAAACUCUGUUUGUCGGUGCAACCGAGGCUACUUCCUCGGAUCAGACCUUCAAACAUGCACAGACAUCGAUGAGUGUUCUGAUGACACACUUAACCUGUGUACGAACAAAGACACCUGCACAAACACCCCAGGGUCGUACACCUGCAGGUGUACAGCUGGUUCAAGGCUUGACAACAAUGGCCGAACAUGCGUUUCCUGCGAUGAGUACCACUGGGGUGAGAGCUGUUCCAACAACUGUGACUGUGAACCCCUGGGGACAAAGCGGUGUGACAAGGUCAAGGGGUGUGUGUGUAACCAAGGGUGGACAGGGGACAAGUGCCAGGAUGAUGUCGACGAGUGUACCUCCACGGCGACAUGUCUGGCCAUCUCCGACUGCCUCAACACCCCUGGGUCUUACAGGUGCAUAUGCCGCACAGGCUACGGGCUCUCCGCUAAUGCCAGUGCUUGUGAAGAUAUUGACGAGUGUUCGGAGGCUGCAGACAAUCUUUGUGAUCAGGAUUGUCGGAACACUGUAGGGAGCUAUCUGUGCAGCUGCAGGCCUGGCUUUAUCAAGGAAGGCAAGGGCUCCUGCAAUGAUAUCAACGAGUGCAGUCUGGGAACGCAUGCUUGUGAUCACAAGUGCAGGAACACACAAGGUGGCUAUGCAUGUGAAUGCUACGAUGGAUAUCAACUCACCAAAGAAAGGAGAAAGUGCACACUGAAACCUGGAGCUACGACUUGCAACAGAACAGACUGCUCCGCCAACGGUGGUUGUCGUGUUAAAGGAGGAAUAGACAUAUGUUUCUGUAACACAGGAUACCAGCUAAGUGACGCCGACAACACAACCUGUGAUGACAUUGACGAGUGUGACGUGAAUACAACGUGUUCGCAGAACUGUACGAACUCACCUGCUGGCACGUACACAUGUUCCUGCUCUGUUGGCUUCCUGUUGGCUGCUGACAAGACAACGUGUGAAGCAUGCCCUGACGGCACGUAUGGCGCCAACUGUACUGAGAACUGCAGCUGCGACGCCACCAACACCAUCAGCUGUAACGCAACUGACGGCAGCUGUACAUGUAGGACUGGAUGGAAUGGAACGACGUGCACGGAGGACGUACCAGAAUGUGCCGACGACUCCCCCAUCUGCGGCACCAACGGCACGUGUGGCGAAAGGAACGGUUCCUAUUCAUGUACCUGUAAUAAAGGAUAUAUACGGACCAAAGGCGGCUGCAUACCUUGUACCAGUAUAACAUAUGGCAUCAACUGUGCAGAAGAUUGUACUUGCGAUUUCGCCAACACAGACUCCUGUGAUUCGAUCAAUGGAUCAUGCACGUGCAAGGAAGGAUGGAACGGCACCAACUGUUCGACUGACGUGGACGAGUGUUCAGAAGAUCUCCACAACUGUACAGACACUGAGGUGUGUCGCAACACAUCCGGCAGCUUUGUGUGUGACUGUCACCCUGGGUUAUGGAAGUCAUCCCAAAGUUCAACAUGUGUCGAAUGCACGUCACCAACAUAUGGGUUCAACUGUGCCAGCAAGUGCACGUGUGUGUUCCCCAACACAGCAUCCUGUGACCCGGUCAAUGGAUCUUGCACGUGCAAUACAGGCUGGAUCGGCACCAACUGUGAGACUAACGUCGACGAGUGUUCAGCCACCCCAUCUGUCUGUACCGAAACUCAAGAGGUGUGUCGCGACACAAACGGUAGCUUUGUGUGCGACUGUAAUCCUGGGUUCGGGCGACCAACCACUGCUGCUGCUUGUGCUGCAUGCAAUUCGACAAGUUAUGGCACCAACUGUGAAAACGCAUGCACAUGCAUAUCCGGGAACUCAUUGUCCUGCAACUCGGUCAAUGGAUCCUGCACGUGCAAUACAGGCUGGACAGGCACCAACUGUGAGACUAACGUCGACGAGUGUUCAGCCACCCCAUCUGUCUGUACCGAAACUCAAGAGGUGUGUCGCGACACAAACGGUAGCUUUGUGUGCGACUGUAAUCCUGGGUUCGGGCGACCAACCACUGCUGCUGCUUGUGCUGCAUGCAAUUCGACAAGUUAUGGCACCAACUGUGAAAACGCAUGCACAUGCAUAUCCGGGAACUCAGUGUCCUGCAACUCGGUCAAUGGAUCCUGCACGUGCAAUACAGGCUGGACAGGCACCAACUGUGAGACUAACGUCGACGAGUGUUCAGCCACCCCAUCUGUCUGUACCGAAACUCAAGAGGUGUGUCGCGACACAAACGGUAGCUAUGUGUGCGACUGUAAUCCUGGGUUCGGGAGACCAACCAGUGGUUCUGCUUGUGCUGAUCGCAACGAGUGCCUAUCCAGCGCCCAGCACACAUGUCAAUACCACUGUGACAACACCGAGGGAUCCUUCACCUGUUCCUGCCCCUACCUCUACUUCGGCACAGGCAAUGAAUGCACAGUUCUCCCACUAGCGCUUGGCCUGUCCAUACCCAUCUUCAUCCUCUUAGCGCUCGUUGUCGCCGUCCUCGUCUUCUGCUGUUGCCGCAGGCGACGUCGACGAAGGCGAGACUCCCUGCUGCCACCAUCAUCGGAGGAUCGUGACGGGGCCUUCCGAAGUUUAUUCUUCGGUGGACUGGCGACAAAGUCAAGCUAUGGUGCCUCUCGCUACCAGGCGUACUCCCCACACACCUUGUCUGAUGCUGCAUCCCAGGUGAGCGACACCUCCCACCGGACAGGGAGGUCCGGCAGGUCAGACUGGACAAGGAGGUCGGACCGGACGGGGAGGAGGGACAAAACAGGACGGGGCAAGAGUUACGCAUUCAAAGACACGCCAUGGGUUCAAGAUCGAUUUCAAGGCUUAACGGAAACAUCGAGAGAUCUCACAUCUGCACCGAUUAGAGAAGAGCCGACGUCAAAUUUCUCCUGGGAACAUUUGUUUUCCGUCCUGGAACCUCAAGGACCUGAUGGCCAGUAUGAAGUACCUCGUCCACAAGUUGAUCAGAGGCCAAAUAGGACAUAUCUGAACUCCCAAGACAUCUAGCUGUCAUGUUAAAUACACAUACAGCGAAACCUGGUCAGCUUGGACACCAUCAAUCUGGAAACCCACCUUGACUAGGACCCCGGAAGUCCGGAAACCCCUUCCAAACGUCAAUUUUGGGGACGUCGGUAAAACACUGAUGAAUAUUAUCUUACAUUCGUUCAUCCGGAAAUCUGACACCGGAAGACUUUUUCUAGAAAAGUGCCGACCGAAUUAAUUGGUGUUCGCUGAAGUUGGAUUCUUAUCGUCUUUCAUGGAGAUAGCCACGUUGCAAUACGACGAUGGCAAAAUACCCGCCUCGUUGAUAUUAGGCGGUCGCUUGUAAAAGUGUGCAUGCGGGUUAAUAUCAGUAUUUCAUUGUUGUUACUUUAACGCCCAUUGAGCAUGGGAAUAUAUUUAACAAAAAGGGAUUUGGGAGAUGGGAUUAUAUAUGACAAGAUGUAUGUUCAAGUCAGUACAGUAUUAACACCCAAGCAAAGUGUUGUACUCUCCUUGUGUAGAUGGGAUUAUAUAUGACAAGAUGUAUGUACAAGUCAGUACAGUAUUAACACCAAAGCAAAGUGUUGUACUCUCCUUGUGAAGAUGGGAUUAUAAUGACAAGAUGUAUGUACAAGUCGUUACGGUAUUAAUACUCAAAUAACUUGUUGUACUGUCCCUGUGGAGAUGGCAAUGGAUAUGACAAGAUUUCUACAGCAGUCGGUACAGUAUUAAUACUCGACUGUACUUUAUUUGAUAAAAUGAACUAUAUCGAUCACAUUAUUAUUUAUCAAUCGUCAUUACUUAUCAUAAUUGGCACCGUUGUAUAUUUCUGGUGUUUGGAGACAUUUGUUAUAUAUAUUUUUAAACACUGGGGGAGUUAUUAGUUUGUUUAUUCAGUUAUUUUAUUGUUACAUAUGUGUGUUUCAUUCCGCCAGUUUUGUAUUUUGUUCAAAUUAUUUAUUGAAUGACAUUAAAUAUGUAUAUAGCUAUUAAAGAUUUAUAUAUAUUUUUCGUAUAUUUGACGCCUCAUAUCGGUCGAUCUGAAUAGUCAGUAUGUUUUCUAGUUUUAUGUAGUGAAUAAUGGCGCUUGUUGGCUUUCGUUUUUUAAUAAUUUGAUAACUAAUUUGGAAAAUUAACCUGUAACUUUACACAAAAUACUUUUUAUCACCACGACGGCUUAAGGAGGCACACUUUGUAGAUUUUCUCACGUAUAUAUCGCACAAAAUGUCGGUGAUGUAAGAAUAUUGUUAUAUGUAUUUAGACAGAGAUUAAGGGUUAUAGAAAACGAAUUGACAUUUCUCAUUUAGAUGAUAAACGGUUAAUAAUAAGAGUCUUUUGUAAAUUUAGAACUUCAUGACAUAAUUUACAUGUAAGUAAUGCUCGGAAAUGCAAGACAAGGGAUAACUCAAAUGUUUUAUGUACAAAUAGAGACAUCAGUGUUGUAGAAGAUGAAUUAUGUUCAUUUUCAAAAUGUAUUCAAUGUAAAGAUCCAAAUAGUUAAUUCCUGUUAUUACUAUUAAUAACCCACUUGCAACAAUUAAUUUGUCCAACCCAAAGAUUUUCACAUCGUAACAUCUGUUGCUGUGUUCCUAAAGCAUGUAUUCAAUAUAAAAUCACAUGCGUUACGAAAACAUGUUUGAAAGUUACAUUGUAAACAAGGCCAUGAAUAAAUUGUUGACUAUGUU
Haliotis rufescens (red abalone) is the source of this 9066-nucleotide messenger RNA. RefSeq lists its product as uncharacterized. The record is from RefSeq and is a predicted model, not a curated record. The coding region runs from base 101 to 7405 and encodes 2434 amino acids. Gene Ontology annotation, cellular component: membrane. The transcript is spliced from 47 exons. Gene Ontology annotation, molecular function: calcium ion binding. NCBI's taxonomy places the organism in Eukaryota, Metazoa, Mollusca, Gastropoda, Lepetellida, Haliotidae. Gene Ontology annotation, biological process: cell communication; cell-matrix adhesion.